Molecule: messenger RNA, 657 nt
Organism: Rotaria sp. Silwood1
Lineage: Eukaryota; Metazoa; Rotifera; Eurotatoria; Philodinida; Philodinidae
Source: the annotation of a GenBank genome assembly
AUGGCUAAUAGACCAGCUGACCAACUAGUUUCCAAGAGUACGAUUAUACCAACAGCAAAGCAAAGUUACGAGAAAAUUGAUGUUGACGGCUCUAGUGGAAUCAUAAUUCUUAUUGGUUUACUUGUGGUUGCGGUUGUGGUGAUUGCCGUGACUGUUCCAGCCGUUCUCUUAACUCGACCAAGUAAGGAAGCCUCAACUACUUCUGUACCGGCUAGUUCGCCUGGAAUACUAUCAACAACAAGAGUGUCUUCUACAUUAACAAAAACAGCAGGCAUCAGUUCAACAGCCACAGAAACCACAGUAGAUAUUACUUCGACAGGUGCAAAAACAACAAUGGGUAUCACUUCGACAUCCUCAACAACAACAGCAAGCAUCGCUUCGACAGUGACAACAGUAAUCAUCGCUUCGACAGUGACAACAGUAAUCAUGAGCACCUCUUCAUUAGGUAUAACAACAACAACAGCUGCAGGCAUCGAUUCGACAUCAACAACAGUAGUGGACAUCACUUCAACAGCAACAACAACAGUAGCGGACAUCACUUCAACAACAACAACAACAACAGCGAGCCUCGAUUCAAUAACCACGGAACCAACAACUGAAGUCGCUUCAAUAGUCAAUGCUACUAUGACAGAGACGACAGGUAAGAUUCGAGUAUAG